AUGGAUAAAAAAAAUUUUAUAUAUUGUGAAAUUGCACUUGAUUACAAUAUAUAUCAUAGUACUCUUGCAAGAAAUAGCACGCGAACUAUUUGGAUCGGUACUGGAGAACAUACAAAGAAAGAUCGUGAAGAAAAAAUAACAUACAUUAAACUUGUGUUGGCAUUUGUUGUUGCCACUAAGCAUCAUCUCCGUUUGGAAUUUGGCACUAAUUAUAAAGAUUAUGAGGGUCUGUUACCUUCGUUAUCGAAAGGUUUUCAACGUACAAAGUUUGAGGGUAAUGCUGGCCAAGAGAAUGUAGAGCUAGGCAGUGGAAGUCAUGAGGAUCCGCAUCAUCCUGAUAAUCUUGCUAAUCAAACUUCCGCUGAUAUCACCGUACUCACUCAAGAACCUAACGAGUCUACUAAUCUUCUUCCAAAGUCCCGAAACCAAGACCCGGUGGCAUAUUUAAAAGAUAGCUUUCGUUUUAGAGAUACUUUUAGUUCGCUUAGAAGUGGUACUAGAAGUGAAUAUGAUACUGAUGUGUUGGCUUGGGGAACCCAAGAUCCGAAAAUGAGCCUUCCAAUG
Racocetra fulgida is the source of this 564-nucleotide messenger RNA. NCBI's taxonomy places the organism in Eukaryota, Fungi, Glomeromycota, Glomeromycetes, Diversisporales, Gigasporaceae. The record is from the annotation of a GenBank genome assembly.